Molecule: messenger RNA, 1842 nt
Organism: Manis javanica (Malayan pangolin)
Lineage: Eukaryota; Metazoa; Chordata; Mammalia; Pholidota; Manidae
Gene: DDX47
Product: DEAD-box helicase 47
Cellular component (GO): cytosol
Molecular function (GO): ATP binding; nucleic acid binding; RNA helicase activity
Source: RefSeq, a predicted model, not a curated record
GCAUACCGCGCGCCGCCGACCCACUUCCGGAGCCCGCGGGAAACAUGGCGGCGUCGGAAGAGCACGAUUCCCAGGUUGAAGCGCUUCAGCCCGCGGUGGAAGAGGAAACUAAAACAUUUAAGGACCUGGGUGUGACAGAUGUGUUGUGUGAAGCUUGUGACCAGUUGGGGUGGACAAAGCCCACUAAGAUCCAGAUUGAAGCUAUUCCUUUGGCCUUACAAGGUCGGGAUAUCAUCGGGCUGGCAGAAACUGGCUCUGGAAAAACAGGAGCCUUUGCUCUGCCCAUCCUGAAUGCGCUGCUGGAGACGCCCCAGCGUUUGUUUGCCUUAGUUCUCACCCCCACGCGGGAGCUGGCCUUUCAGAUCUCAGAGCAGUUUGAAGCCCUGGGGUCUUCUAUUGGGGUGCAAAGUGCUGUGAUUGUAGGUGGAAUUGAUUCAAUGUCCCAGUCCCUGGCCCUGGCAAAAAAACCACAUAUAGUCAUAGCCACUCCUGGUCGACUGAUUGACCACUUGGAAAAUACAAAAGGUUUCAAUUUAAGAGCUCUCAAAUACUUAGUCAUGGAUGAAGCAGACCGAAUAUUGAAUAUGGAUUUUGAGACUGAGGUUGACAAGAUCCUCAAAGUGAUUCCCCGAGAUCGGAAAACAUUUCUCUUCUCUGCUACCAUGACCAAGAAGGUGCAGAAACUUCAGCGAGCAGCGCUGAAGAACCCUGUGAAAUGUGCUGUUUCCUCUAAAUACCAGACGGUUGAGAAAUUACAGCAAUAUUAUCUUUUUAUUCCCUCUAAAUUCAAGGAUACCUACCUGGUUUACAUUCUAAAUGAAUUGGCUGGAAACUCCUUUAUGAUAUUCUGCAGCACCUGUAACAAUACUCAGAGAACAGCUUUGCUCCUCCGAAAUCUUGGAUUCACUGCCAUCCCCCUCCACGGACAGAUGAGUCAGAGCAAGCGCCUAGGAUCCCUUAAUAAGUUUAAGGCAAAGGCUCGUUCCAUUCUCCUAGCAACCGAUGUUGCAAGCCGGGGUCUGGACAUACCUCAUGUGGAUGUUGUUGUGAACUUUGACAUUCCCACCCAUUCCAAGGAUUACAUCCAUCGAGUAGGUCGAACAGCUCGAGCUGGGCGUUCUGGGAAGGCUAUUACAUUUGUCACACAAUACGAUGUGGAACUCUUCCAACGCAUAGAGCACUUAAUUGGGAAGAAAUUGCCUGUCUUUCCAACACAGGAUGACGAGGUUAUGAUGCUGACAGAACGUGUGACUGAAGCCCAAAGAUUUGCCCGAAUGGAGUUAAGGGAGCAUGGGGAAAAGAAGAAGCGCCCGCGGGGCGAUGCUGGGGACGAUGAUGACACGGAGGGUGCUCUUGGUGUCAGGAACAAGGUGGCUGGAGGAAAAAUGAAGAAACGGAAAGGCCGUUAGCCUCCACUUGCAGACUUGGUUUCCAGUCUCUGUUCUGUAAAAGGGGAUGGAGGAAGAGAACGAAACGUCCUCCAUGGAGGUCCUCAGUCUGGAACCAGUCAGCAUCCCAUCCGCAUGUGCUCGGCUGCGCGCUCACUCUGCUCAUUCCUUUGAUGUGUUCGGUGCCCUUACCGGAGACUCUUGGGCAGUGCUGAUGCCAAGACUAUUACUGCCCUUCAGCUUUGGCUCCUUGCUAAUGACACGAGUAGGAUGUGCUCUUCCAUCGCUCCACAUAGAGCCUUUGUUUUUUUCAAUCAAGGACUGGGCCGAUGGAAGCACUUGACUCAAAGGGAAAGAAGCUCCAUCUAUAAACUGGUGAGACUUGAGCAGUCACAGCUGUGCUUCAGUAGACAUAACGUUAAGUAAUAAAUUUAUGUAUUUUUAAAAGAUUCAA